UCCUGUAGUCUUUACUCUGGAGAAAAGGGGAAAGUAGGGGAGGAGAAACACGCGCCGGUAGUGGGAUGGACGGGAAAGCAUGGAGUCCGCUCGCGCAUAUUUGAGCUGACAGAGACGAGACGAGCGCAUCCCAACACGAGAGCUCUGAACACUUCACCUAUGAAUGAAUGACGGGUCGCUCUCCUUAGACGACCCCCAAAAAAUCCCCGACCCCAUUCAUCAGCUUAAAUAACGACUGGACACUGAGUUCGGGAUAUUUGGGACUUUCUACAGCGUCUCAGCGGCGAUCUUAAGAUUUAUCGAGCAUCUGGACACGUCGCUGAGGAAACCAUGGAGACGGAAUCGUCCCAGUUAGGGAGUAACGGAGCGAAUGAAAGUGAGCUUCUACCGGUGGACUAUCCGGGAGGAGAGAUGCCAGCUUCUCUCGGUUCACGGAGAGGGUCCAGCGUGAAGAAACAUCACCACAAACACAACCUGAAGCACCGCUACGAGCUGCUCGAGACCCUCGGGAGAGGUACAUAUGGAAAAGUGAAAAAAGCCAUAGAGAGGCACACUGGACGUGUGGUGGCGAUAAAAUCCAUCCGUAAGGAGAAGAUUAAAGAUGAACAAGACAUGGUGCACAUCCGCAGAGAGAUCGAAAUCAUGUCUUCUCUCCGCCAUCCACACAUCAUCUCUAUAUACGAAGUUUUCGAGAAUAAGGAUAAGAUUGUGAUCGUGAUGGAAUAUGCCAGUAAGGGCGAGCUGUACGAAUACAUCAGUGAGCGCCGAAGGCUCGGUGAAAGGGAGACGAGACACUUCUUCAGACAGAUCGUCUCUGCUGUCCAUUACUGCCACAAGAGCGGAGUAGUGCACCGAGAUCUCAAGCUGGAAAACAUUCUCCUAGAUGACAACGGUAACAUUAAGAUUGCAGAUUUUGGUUUGUCCAACCUCUACCACAAGGACAAGCUUCUUCAAACGUUCUGCGGCAGCCCGCUGUAUGCCUCCCCUGAGAUUGUGAACGGACGACCAUAUAAAGGUCCAGAGGUUGACAGUUGGGCGCUGGGCGUAUUACUCUACACUCUUGUUUACGGAACAAUGCCCUUCGACGGAGGAGACCACCAAAGACUCAUUCGCCAGAUCAGCAAUGGAGAAUACAGGGAACCGCCACAGUCAUCAGAUGCUCGUGGUUUGAUACGCUGGAUGUUGAUGGUUAAUCCAGAGCGCAGGGCUACAAUUGAGGACAUUGCAAAUCACUGGUGGGUGAACUGGGGCUGGAAGACCAGUGUGUGCGACUGCCAAACACAAAGGGAAAACAGCUCCCCCAUGCUUGCCCGCUUCAUUGACUGGCAGAACCGCACCGAGGUCCGUCCUGGAAAACCCCAGCGCCCAGAGCCUGGUAACACUAAUGUCACUAAUACAGCCUUGAUUCCAGCCCGGCGUUUGAGAAAGUCCAUGAAGGAGAACGAUAUUGGAAUGUGGGGUGUAGCGGAGGAGAAGCCGGGCCUCAAGAGACCAAAGAGCAUUCUGAAAACCCGGGCGACCAGUGGAGACCAACGAUCUCAGAGUCUGUGUGAACUAGAGCUCAGGCGGUCCAUUUGCUACCUAGACGUUGAGUCCGGUUCGAGUCCGGAGCGAGAGGACACUCUGGGUGGCUCGCCAGCCAAAAUGGUGUCCAUGUUACCUAAGAAAGGCAUUCUGAAAAACAAUCAGCAGCGCGAGUCCGGCUAUUACUCCUCACCAGAGCGCAGCGAGUCCUCCGAACUGUUAGGGGGCGCUACUGCGCAGCCUCCUAACAGCUCACCCACCAAACGGUCUGUCGGGAGGAAAGGAAUACUGAAGCGUAAUGGGAAAUAUUCCACACACAGUGCUGUGGGAGUCCAUGGGGAGGUCCCGGCUGACUCAACCCUCUCACGGAGCCAAAGCAGACCCUCUAGCAUUGUGUACGAGGAGACGGGUCUCUCCAGCAUGGGCUUGGACUGGCCUCCCGCCUCUCCCAAACCCAACAUCCGUGGCUCACUGUCUGCCGAAGACUUGCUGCAGAUGGCUGGAUACAGGGGCCUUCAGACCGCUGCGCCCCUUCCCAGCGGAAAGGGUGCCCGCAGCCCCCCCGGCUCCCCUGGAGACAACGGCAGCUUCUCCUUGCUGGCCGAUCUGGAUGAUGUCACCCAGGUGUACCAGAAAGCCCUGGACAUCAGCAGCCAGCUGAGCUAGACUUGGACAAAAAGGCUGAAUAUACGGAGAGACUGAAGAGUGAAUGAUUCCUAGCUUGUCCUUCUCUUCACAGUGCUACUAUGUAAACGUUUACAGGUCGAGAAGCGGGACAUUUCAAAUCUCCAUUCACCAACUCGUGUUGAUGAGCAUUUCUCAUGAUAUUCUCGUUUUAAACUCGACAGUUGAGGGGGAACAACGGAAGCACUUUAAAGAGGCUGUUCUGCAGCAUGUAAUGUACAUGAAAGCUGGGACCGUGUUAUUUAAGUUAUUUAUCUGUCAUUCGUGUUUUGGCCAUUUGAAAAUGCCAAGGCCAUUUCAUAUAGUCCUUGGGAGAGUGUUUUCAUCAAUACAGGUUAUGAAUUAUGAAAAGUGUUAGAUAAAGGCCAUCUGAAAAUAUGUAUAGUAAAUUCUCAUUGUAUCAUACCAGCGAUUAGAGUGAAGUAAAUGCACAACAGUCCAUCAGUGAUGCUAAGACUUGAGAAGCUAAGACUAAGAAUUUGGAAGGAGUUUAAUAUACAGAAAUAAUAGUAGCACUAUAUUUUACAGUCCUGUUUCCCAUGUACAGUACAUACUAUGUACUUAUUAUAGUAAUUACAAUAACUGGGUAAUAAUUAGGUACUAACCCUAAACCUAA
This is a messenger RNA of Rhinichthys klamathensis goyatoka, 2824 nucleotides long. RefSeq names its product NUAK family, SNF1-like kinase, 1a (gene nuak1a). Gene Ontology annotation, molecular function: protein serine/threonine kinase activity; tau-protein kinase activity; ATP binding. Gene Ontology annotation, cellular component: cytoplasm. The coding region runs from base 331 to 2190 and encodes 619 amino acids. Gene Ontology annotation, biological process: microtubule cytoskeleton organization; protein phosphorylation; intracellular signal transduction. NCBI's taxonomy places the organism in Eukaryota, Metazoa, Chordata, Actinopteri, Cypriniformes, Leuciscidae. The record is from RefSeq and is a predicted model, not a curated record. The transcript has 7 exons.